UGAUAAAAGAUUAAGAAUCUGGAAAUAUGUAAUUAUGUAUUGACUAUUGAUUUGAAACGCAACAGACACUAUCUAAUACACGAUAUAUCUUUGUUUACGUUGGCGAGAAAUGAAGUCAAAGAGAGAAGCGUCUACAUAUUGGUUUAGAGUUCAUGACUGAUCAAACAAGAGAGGAAAAAACCGACUUAAGGAUCGGCAUUGCACUGUGCCACUUUAGAAUAUGGGUAAUAUGACAUGUUGUAUGCCUCAUUCUGCCAGCGAUCAUAACUUUGAUAGAAACGCUAUUUACUCACCGAAACGUGGCGAUGCAAGUAACCUAGAUUUACCCCACAUCAGCGAGCGAGAAGAUCUGAGCAACCACCAAGGAACGUUAUUUAUGCAAAGGUCUAUAAAAUUUUUAGGGAGGGGAUAUUUACGUGGAAAACGGGCAAUUUCCAUGAAUGUUGAUCUUCGUCGGAAGCAGAAUGGUGAAGUAUAUUAUAAUCCAAGACUUUCAAAAAAGUGCAGCUCAUGUUCAACAAUUUUCCUUGAUGAUAGCACAGUUAGUCAGCCUAAUUUGAAAUCAAUGGUUAAAUGUGUCUCUGUUGCAGUCUAUUUUCUAAUAAAAUACAGGGAUGCGGAAACUAGAACACUUGAUAUUUUUGAUGAAAAACGACAUCCAUUAACGCGGGAAUAUGUAACAGAUGAUUAUGAUGUGGUGGACCCAACACAAAGACAGAUUUAUAAAUUUAUAAAAACACUGUUCCAUGCUGCACAAUUAACUGCAGAAUGUGCAAUAAUAACAUUGAUAUACUUGGAGAGAUUACUAACAUACGCUGAGAUUGAUAUAUAUCCAGGAAACUGGAAAAGGAUAGUUCUUGGUGCUAUAUUACUUUCUUCAAAAGUUUGGGAUGAUCAAGCCGUUUGGAAUGUGGACUAUUGUCAAAUACUAAAAGAUAUAACAGUCGAAGAUAUGAAUGAAUUAGAAAGAUCGUUUUUGGAAUUUCUUCAGUUCAAUAUCAACGUGCCUUCAAGCGUGUAUGCGAAAUACUAUUUUGAUCUAAGGUCGUUGGCUGAGGAAAACGAACUGGCUUUUCCACUGGAGCCAUUGAGUAGAGAAAGAGCGAAAAAACUCGAGGCAAUUUCAAGUAUCUGUGACAACAACCUAACAGACUUGUCUUUACCAAAUCUAAAAAGAACUUCAAGUCUCGAUGCAAUGACGUCGAAACGAUCUAGCAUGGCCAUACUGUCAUGACACUGAUUGUGCACAGUAUUCGGCUCGUACUCGUAAACGGUCGCCUGCGAAGGUGGACCCGAGAGGCCUUGAAUCGUAGCGCGUCGGAUGAGACCGUGUUAGCUUAGUCGGUGGAUAAAUUUAAGAGCAUAGUCAUAAAUUUCAAAUCUUGUUACAUAUAUCAAGGUAUAUUAUACGGUAAUUCAAAGAAAUGAAAAUGACCGACUUCGCUAACCCGCGAGCUGAACCUGAAGAGUUUUAGCACGGUUUUCGUAUGAGAUAUAAUAUAAUAUGGGUAUAAUGUGCUUGCUGGCUGCAACAAGCUUACCAAAUUGGUCUCAGGAGAUAGUUUUAAUAUUUUACUGUGUGAAUACACGCGAGAAAAACGCUUUAAGACAUUGUAAUAACUGAAAAUUUUUUCAACAAAAUAUGUCCCUAAUUAUUAGUGGCAUUAUAGCUGUGAGAAGUCACAGUACAUCAUGAAAAUAAAAUGAAAAUAAACUCUAGGUUGAGUUCUGUAUUUCUGAACCGUUCUGAAGUAACUUAUUUCGACCUAUAUCUCAAUAGCACAAAAUCCAAUUUUAUCGGAUCCAAUGUACUUCUGAUGUAUGGAAUUACAUAAUUAUUGAUAAAGCAGGACGGCAUUGACUUCAAUUGAUUUGCUACCUAAGUCAAUAGUCUAUAUUCCGUACACUGGAAAAGAAUUGGAUGCGCUAAAAUUGGUUGGUGUGAUACAUAAUAAGGGAACACGUCCUAUUGUCAUGCAUGGCCAAAACCCUAAGAAGAUAGAAUAUCUGCUUGCAUUGAAUGCUUUCUCGCAGAUUAUGUUAUCUGCCCCAUAUGUAAACGCUAUUUAUUACACCAAGACAAGCAAGUGAUUUUUGCUCCUGCGGAAUGAGA
Molecule: messenger RNA, 2113 nt
Organism: Dendronephthya gigantea
Lineage: Eukaryota; Metazoa; Cnidaria; Anthozoa; Malacalcyonacea; Nephtheidae
Product: cyclin-Y-like protein 1
Exons: 11
Coding region: 221-1234 (337 amino acids)
Biological process (GO): regulation of canonical Wnt signaling pathway; regulation of protein kinase activity
Cellular component (GO): plasma membrane
Molecular function (GO): cyclin-dependent protein serine/threonine kinase activator activity
Source: RefSeq, a predicted model, not a curated record